Molecule: messenger RNA, 2124 nt
Organism: Paraphaeosphaeria sporulosa
Lineage: Eukaryota; Fungi; Ascomycota; Dothideomycetes; Pleosporales; Didymosphaeriaceae
Product: putative efflux pump antibiotic resistance protein
Exons: 4
Coding region: 320-2053 (577 amino acids)
Biological process (GO): transmembrane transport
Molecular function (GO): transmembrane transporter activity
Source: RefSeq, a predicted model, not a curated record
CGGUAUCACUGCCGAAUCCCCAUUCGCUGCACAAUUACCAAUGGAGGUCGAGGCUUAAUUGCACCGCUGGGAUCUGCAUUUGAUCUGCAUUCCAGUGGUUUCUAAGCAUGCGGCGCUCCUGCCGUCGCUACAAAAUGUCCCGCCCGGCGGGGGCUUCCCGCGCCCGUGGGACAAAGCAGCAGACGCGCGCAAUCCUCCAUUUGUAAGCUGCGCGUCCGCUUCUGCUUGGCGGUCUGCAGACUUACUGCUCAGCUUUGAGUGUCUUUAACUCACUGUGAGUCCACUCGUUGCGAUCAAUCCAGCGUCUAGCCUCGUCGCAAUGGCCGCUUCAGCACACGCGAACGCCCCCACGCUCGAGGGCGACACCGCAAGCGAGACAGACAACACCAUAACACCCAAAAGCGAGCCGGAAAAUAUCAUCACCACCAAGAGCGACGCGGGCCCUGACAACGGGAGCGCAGAAGUCGUCAUCCAGCAAGAUGAUGAAGACAUGUACCCACAUGGCUUCCGACUUUUCUGUCUCGCCGGAGCCUCCAUCAUGGGCGUGUUCCUGAUCUCUAUGGACCAGACUAUCCUCGGCACAGCCAUACCUAAGAUUACAGACGAGUUCGGUGGCCUCGGAGAUGUCACUUGGUAUGGCGCUGCGUACUUCAUGACAUUUGGCGGGCUCGAAGCUUCCUGGGGCAAAGUUUACAAGUACUUCGACCUCAAGUGGACGUUUCUCUUCUCCAUUUUCAUUUUCGAGGUCGGCAGUCUUUUAUGCGGCGUCGCGCCGACUUCGAAAGUCCUUAUCGUUGGACGCGUCAUUGCUGGCAUGGGCGGUGCGGGCAUAUCCGUUGGUGGCACAAGCAUCGUAGCCUUCAGCACCACUCCGAAGUUUCGCCCCGUACUGAUGGGCUACAUCGGACUGACCUAUGGUCUUGCUUCCGUCCUCGGGCCGCUCAUCGGUGGCGCUUUCACUGAAGGAGCGUCGUGGAGAUGGUGCUUCUACAUAAACUUGCCCAUUGGCGGCUUAGCCGGUCUUCUCGUUUUUUUCUUCUUCCAUCUUCCCGCCGCAGCGAAACCACCAAAGGCCAGCCUGAAGGAGAAAUUCCUACAAACAGACCCCGUAGGCGUGGCGCUAGCCAUGGGUGCUAUAGUCUGCUUCAUCCUCGGUCUGCACUAUGCCAGUCUCGGUGGGGAGCAUCCUUGGAAGACCGGAAAGGUAAUCGGAAACCUCGUCGGCUUUGUCGUCAUCUCACUCGUCCUGGUCGCCUGGGAGUGGUACCUGGAUGAGUAUGCUAUGCUCCUCCCACGCCUAUUCAAGAAGCGCGCCAUCUGGUCUGUGGUCCCGUAUCAGCUGCUCCUUAUGGGAGACCUCGUCUUACUGCUCUACUACCUUCCUAUUUACUUCCAAAGUGUCCUUGGCGCCAGUCCGAUCAUGUCAGGAGUAUAUAAUCUCCCAAUCGUGGUUGCCGUCGGUAUCUUUUGCGUUGUCGGAGGGGUUGUCGUUUCAAAGACCGGACAUGCGACCGCAACCAUGCUCGUCGGCGCAGCGGUGGGAACAAUCGGCUGCGGACUGCUAUGCAUGCUUGACCUUGAGACGUCGACAGGCAAAUGGAUUGGGUAUCAGCUACUCGCCGGAGCUGGAAUCGCAUUCUCGGUUCAAAACGGGAUGAAUAUUGCUCAAGCAAACGUCGAGAAUGCCGACCUGGCUGCGGUGGUCGCUAAUGUAUACUUCUUCCAAACCGUUGGCGGGGCCUUUACAACAUCAGCAGCACAAGCCGCCUUCGUUAACCAACUGCUAGUAAAGCUGCCAUCCUCUGCACCAGGCGUCGACCCUCAACUGGUCAUCAACACCGGAGCCACGCAGCUGCGAGAGGUCUUUACCGCCGAGCAGCUUCCUGGCAUCAUCACGGCCUACAUCCAUGGCCUCAAGGCCGUCUGGGGCGUUGCGACCGGCAUUGUUCUUCUCGGCGCGCUUUGGACCGCUGUGAUUCCCUGGACGAGACUACCUACGCAUCUUCCGCCGGCGGACGUCGAGGAUGGCAAGGACAGCAAGGAAAAGUUGUGAAGCAGUGAUGAGCGUCUGUCAAGAAGCAGACAGGCAUAUGAGUAAGCAGUGUGAAAAUAAUAAUAGCAGCA